Messenger RNA from Rattus rattus (black rat), 1931 nucleotides. RefSeq names its product leukocyte immunoglobulin-like receptor subfamily B member 3. Gene Ontology annotation, biological process: cytokine-mediated signaling pathway. Lineage: Eukaryota; Metazoa; Chordata; Mammalia; Rodentia; Muridae. The coding region runs from base 1 to 1815 and encodes 604 amino acids. Gene Ontology annotation, molecular function: inhibitory MHC class I receptor activity. The record is from RefSeq and is a predicted model, not a curated record. The transcript is spliced from 8 exons.
AUGGUGCCAAGCAAUGUGGUAACUACUGGGAAACAGGUGACCAUCUUCUGUGAAGGGUCCUCACAUGCCAAAGAAUACCGUCUCCACAAAGAAGGAAGUCACGAUUACCUGACACCAACAACCCUUCUGGAAACUGAGAACAAGGCCAAGUUCUCAAUCUCACCAAUUCAAUGGAAUAAUGCAGGACAAUACUGGUGUUCCUAUAGAAGCCUGACUAACAAAUUACAACAAAGCGACAUCAUGGAGCUGGUGGUGACAGGAGUUAUCCUUGGUGAAGUCACACUGUCUGCCCUUCCCAGCUAUGUUGUGACUUCAGGGAGAAAUGUGACUCUUCAGUGUGCAUCACAAGUAGUAUAUGAUAGGUUCAUUCUAAUGAAGGAAGAUGAGAAGUUCUCCACUGCAAUGCCCUCAUGGAAAACAUACCCUGUACUAUGGGGAGCCAUUUUCACAUUAGGUCCUGUAACCUCAAACCAGAGAUGGAGGUUCACAUGCUAUGGAUAUUACUUGAGUAGCUCUCUGAUAUGGUCAAAGCCAAGUAACCAUUUAGAGCUCUUGGUCUCGGGGAACCUCCAGAAACCCAUCUUGUGGGCUGAGCCAGGUUCAGUGAUUGAAUCAGGAAAUUCUGUGACCAUUUGGUGUGAAGGGACCAUGGAAACUCAAAUAUAUUUCCUGUAUAAAGAAGGAAGCCCAUCAUCCUGGCUCAAACAAACUCCAAAGGAGCCUGGUAACAAGGCCAUGUUCUUCAUUGCAUUCAUGGAAAAUAAUAAUGCAGGGCAAUAUCACUGUUACUGUUACAAUUUUGGUGGGUGGUCACAGCACAGUGACACACUGGAGCUGGUGAUGACAGGUGUUCACCAUGGCAAACCUACUCUUUCAGCCUUUCCCAGUCCUAUGGUGACCUCAGGUGGAAAUGUGACCCUCUAUUGUGCCUCAUCAACAAUAUAUGAUUGGUACAUUGUGACUGGGCAAGAUUUGAAGUUCUCCAGAUUCCAGAGGGCACAGUUCAUACCCACUGAGAUGUCCCAGGCUCUGUUCUCUGAGAUCUCUGUGGCAUCUAGAAAGAAAGGGCCGUUUAGAUGUUAUGGAUUCAAUGAAAGUACUCCACAUCUGUGGUCAGAGGCCAGUAAUCCUCUGGAGAUACAUGUUUCAGGGGUUUCAAGGGAGCCCUCUCUGCUGAACCAGCAAGGCCCUGUUCUGGCCCCUGGAGAGAACCUGACACUCCGGUGUUCCUCUGAGCUCAGUUAUGACAGAUUUUCUCUAUCCAAAGAGGGUAGAAGUGACCUCCCACAGCUCUCUGUCAGCCAGUCACAGACUGGAGACAACUUCUUUUUAUAUCCUGUGGAUUUCUCUAUUGCUGGCCAAUAUAGAUGCUAUGGUGCAUCCAGAUUUUCUUCUGAGUGGUCAGCCCCCAGUGUUCCUCAAGACAUUCUGGUCACAGGACAUCCUCCUAUUACACCUAGCCUCUCAGUGCAUCCAGGCACCAUUGUGUCCUCAGGAGAGAAUGUGACCCUUCUCUGUCAAUCAUCAAUACCAAUGGACACUUUCUUUCUGUUCAAGAAAGGUGAUGCCUAUCCCUACAUGCACCAAAGAUUAAAGUUCCAAGGUCCACAAUGUAAGGCAGAAUUCUUCCUGAGUGCUGUGACCCCAAACAUUGGGGGUAUCUUUACGUGCUUUGGUUCUCAAAGCUCAUCUCCUUACCUGUUGUCACACCCCAGUGUUCCUGUGGAGAUCAAAGUUUCAGACUCUGGCAUCAGAACAAGCACAGGAAAGGAGUACAGACAAAGAUUGACUUGCAACAUCCAGAAGGAGCUGUAGAGCCAAAGAGCAUGGUUGGACACCUGCAGAAGAGGUAAAACUCAUGUCCAACAACCUAGACACCACAUGCCUGACCCAACACUGCUACUUGACACCUUCUUGUCUCUUCAGUUCCA